AUGGAUGCGGAUCUGCUCGAAAAAGCCCGAGCACUAGCGGAUCCGGCCUACGUUACUGUCGCCGAAGCCGCCCGCCGAAGUCGCACGGCGCUAUUUCGUCAACUCCUUACCCAGCGAAGACUUUUGCCUCAGGGACUCGACGAGCACACCGUUCGUCUAUUGGUCGACGAGCUCGCCGGCCUGGACGCAAACCAGUUUAUAGACCAAGCCAACGUCGGCGAGCGCGAAGGCCGUAUUUACAGCGAACUCGUGCGGGCGCGCCAUUUCGGAAUGGCGCACGGCAUGGGCCGGGCCGGCGACCUGGCUGCCUCGCAGCCCAAGGCCUGCGGUGCAUCCAUCCUCGUGCGUUUAUGCGCGGCGCUAUUGCUGGAUGCGCUCCAUGUUGCCGGUUUCAGGAGCUGCCGUCGGGUCGCGCUGCUGCCGAUCGCCACCGGCAUGGCGAUGACGCUGUGCCUGCUGGCGCUUCGCUGGCAGCGACCCGCCGCAGAUCGCGUCCUCUGGAUCCGCAUCGACCAGAAAGCAUGUCUGAAAUGCAUCAGAGCCGCUGGCUACCAGAUUGAUGUUCUGGAAAACAAACUCGAUGGCGACCAGGUCGUCACCGAUAUGGAGGCGUUGGAGAAGCGUCUGGCAGCGAGCGACCCCAGCCGCUACGCUGCCGUCAUCAGCACCACAUCGUGUUUUGCGCCGCGUGCCCCUGACCGUGUUGUUGCUAUCGCUCAGCUUUGUGCACGUUACGGCAUACCGCACCUCAUUAACCAUGCCUAUGGCGUGCAGAGCCGCCGCUGCAACGGGCUCGUGUGCGCAGCGUGUCGCCUAGGUCGGGUCGAUGCCGUCAUUUUCUCGUUCGACAAGAACUUUAUGGUGCCCGUCGGCGGCGCCGGCGUUGCUGGCACCUCCCCCACGUUCAUCGAGGCAGUGGAGUCGUUAUAUCCGGGUCGCGCCUCCGUGGCACCGGUAGUGGAUCUGUUCAUUACACUGCUCCAACUCGGCCGCGACGGCUUCUCGGGACUGCUGCGCGAACGCGAGCGUCGUUUCCAGCGCUUCCAGGCGCAGCUGGCGCCAGUACUCGCCAAGCACGGCGAACGACUAUUGCACACGCCCGAUAACCCAAUCUCAUUCGCAAUCAGCCUGGAACACACCAUGCUCGAGGGCGGCAUCGAGCCAACGGCGAUCGGGAGCAUGCUGUACGCGAGGCGCUGUUCAGGGCCGCGCGCCGUGCUCGGCACCGAGCGGCGUCUCGUGCAGGGGGUGCUUCUAGCCGGGUACGGUGCGCAUAUCGCGGAUUAUCCGGUGCCGUACCUCAACCUGGCAGCAGCCAUUGGGAUCCGGGAUAUCGACAUCGAACGAUUCUGUCGCCGCCUGGAUGAGGUGCUGGGGCAGGUGCGCGGCACUCGCCACGCCUCUGCAGCUAGCGCGGCGCUUGGGCCCCGAGCCGAUCCAGGUCCGCCAUGA
Molecule: messenger RNA, 1452 nt
Organism: Cyanidioschyzon merolae strain 10D
Lineage: Eukaryota; Rhodophyta; Bangiophyceae; Cyanidiales; Cyanidiaceae
Product: similar to UGA suppressor tRNA-associated antigenic protein
Exons: 1
Coding region: 1-1452 (483 amino acids)
Biological process (GO): selenocysteine incorporation; conversion of seryl-tRNAsec to selenocys-tRNAsec
Molecular function (GO): O-phosphoseryl-tRNA(Sec) selenium transferase activity; tRNA binding
Source: RefSeq, a predicted model, not a curated record